Anguilla rostrata (American eel) is the source of this 2480-nucleotide messenger RNA. RefSeq names its product voltage-dependent anion-selective channel protein 2-like. Gene Ontology annotation, cellular component: mitochondrial outer membrane. The record is from RefSeq and is a predicted model, not a curated record. Gene Ontology annotation, biological process: monoatomic anion transmembrane transport. The transcript is spliced from 9 exons. Lineage: Eukaryota; Metazoa; Chordata; Actinopteri; Anguilliformes; Anguillidae. Bases 162 to 1013 code for a protein of 283 amino acids. Gene Ontology annotation, molecular function: voltage-gated monoatomic anion channel activity.
GUAUACUAUAACCGCAAUCCCACUCCCCGCCCGGAGAAACCGCGCCUGCUCAGUCAUUUUCCCCUCUCCGGUUUCUCCUUCACCGUGUCCUCCCCGCAAGUGUCGGCUUUUGCGCUGCCCGUAGUGAACCUCUUUUCCUGUCGCGAUACAAGAAAGAAAGCAUGGCUGUACCUCCAGCGUACGCUGACCUUGGAAAAUCAUCCAAGGACAUUUUCAGCAAGGGCUAUGGGUUUGGGCUGGUGAAACUGGACCUGAAGACCAAGUCGCAGAGUGGAGUCGAGUUCAGCACCUCUGGCUCCAGUAACACAGACACGGGCCGGGCCGCUGGUCACCUGGAGACCAAGUACAAGGUGCAGGACCUGGGCCUGAGCUUCAGCCAGAAAUGGAACACGGACAACACCCUGGCAACGGAGGUCACGCUGGAGGACCAGCUGGCUCAGGGCUUGAAGCUGACCUUUGACACAUCAUUUGUCCCAAACACAGGGAAGAAGAGCGGGAAGCUGAAGACCAGCUACAAGCGGGACUACGUGAACCUGGGCUGCGAUGUGGACUUCGACCUGGCGGGGCCCACGGUGCACGCCGCCACCGUGCUGGGGUACGAGGGCUGGCUGGCCGGGUACCAGAUGGCCUUCGACACCGCCAAGUCCAAACUGGCGCAGAACAACUUCGCCCUGGGCUACAAGGCCGGGGACUUCCAGCUGCACACCAGCGUGAACGACGGCACUGAGUUCGGAGGCUCCAUCUACCAGAAGGUGAACGAGCAGCUGGAGACGGCGGUGAGCCUGGCCUGGACCGCCGGCAGCAACAACACCCGCUUCGGCAUCGGCGCCAAGUACCAGCUGGACAAGGACGCGUCUCUGUCUGCCAAAGUGAACAAUGCCAGCCUGAUCGGGAUAGGAUACACACAGAGCCUCCGGCCAGGAGUGAAGGUGACCGUCUCCGCCCUGGUUGAUGGGAAGAACGUCAGCGCUGGGGGCCACAAGGUUGGACUGGGCUUCGAGCUGGAGGCGUAGAGCUGGACAGGAGAACCCAACAUGAGCAACAGAGUGAAACAAGUUCAGAACCUGUCCUAAGUCCAAAAAAUUACCCCUGAACCCCCCCAUGUCCCCCGGCCCACACACACACACACACACACUCAUACACCGGUGUUCCAGCCUUAACUGUCAAAGCCUCCCCCUACCCCCACUCCCACCCCCCUUCCAUGGCCUCUGCUGUAGCCUGGACCUUCUCACUGACUGACAACAUUCUGCUCCCUUUGGGACAGGGUUUAAAAGUUUUAAAAAUUCAUCCAAACUCUAGGGGUAUGUUUACAAAGCAGUCAUCAUUCAUGAAGGGUAAAGGCACCUGUAAUUGGUUAACCUGCGCAGAGGUAGCUGCAGUGGAAAGAGUUGUUUGUGUCUUCACAGAAACAGAGAGGGCUGUUGGCAUGUUCAGUGUAUCGCCCCUUUGUGAAUGUACCCCUGUCUGUCCCGUUAUAAACCACAAGGGGGUGCACUAUUUUCAGUUAUUCUAUAAUUAUUUUAAUCAUAAGCUUAUCCUGUGUAUGAGAGAACACAUAUGACGUCCCAAUUUUUUAAUGUUGGUUGGUCAUGUUUUGCACAUCGUAAUUCACUUUGAUUUAUUUAUGUGUUGCCUGCUGUAACCUAAUUAAAUCCCAUUGUGAGAAGGAGCUGAAUAUUUGUUUGAGGCAAACCAUUUUAACAGCGUAAAAACAUCUGACACGGAAAGAAGCUAGGAGUCAUUUUAAAAUGGAAACUAAACUUGAAAUGAACCUGUCUGCCAAUACCCUUUUGACUGAAGUGCCCCUGCAUAAGGUAUAGACACAACCAUUCAGAGCCAAAAUGGUGGCUGUUUCAAAAAACUGCAGCUUUAGAUGACUGUACUGCCUCACGGUUUCUGACUACUAAUAUUUUAGCCAUUUUGUAAGGACAGGAAGCAAAAUGAGCUCUAUAUAUAUAUAUGGGAAAAGUUUGGAUGAAGAAACAAAUACCUCUCUAUCAGUAAAACCACCUUCACUGGAUGAGGAUACAAAUGCCAACACAAACUGUGUAAAAUAAACAUGUACAAUACACUGUUACUGCCCUUCCAGAGUGGGUUGUUGCUUGUACUGGAGUACCAUCUUCCUGCUGAUAACACAACGCAAAUCAUUACCCCACUGCACUGGGAAAUGGGCACUGGGAAAUGGGCACACUGCAAAUAGACCAUGUAUAUACUAUGUGGAAUUUGGCACUUUUCUGGUUUUCUGUUUAAUCUCAUCCUCCUUUAGUAAACGGUCAUUUUUUAUGCUUUCUUUGCAGCAUCUUGAACGUGUACACAGGUACAGAACUGUACCUUUCACCGCUAAGAUGAUCAUUAUAUCUUGUCAUUUUCAGUAUGAUUUUUGACAUUUGGUAAGGUUGUGUGUUUAAGUGUAAUACCUCUCUGUGUUUGUUUUUGUCUGACUCCAAUUAACAAAAAUUAUAAUAAAAACACUAUCUUGA